Messenger RNA from Anopheles marshallii, 1203 nucleotides. Its product is annotated as acyl-CoA Delta-9 desaturase. NCBI's taxonomy places the organism in Eukaryota, Metazoa, Arthropoda, Insecta, Diptera, Culicidae. Gene Ontology annotation, cellular component: endoplasmic reticulum membrane. The record is from RefSeq and is a predicted model, not a curated record. The transcript has 5 exons. The coding region runs from base 1 to 1203 and encodes 400 amino acids. Gene Ontology annotation, biological process: unsaturated fatty acid biosynthetic process. Gene Ontology annotation, molecular function: stearoyl-CoA 9-desaturase activity; iron ion binding.
AUGACGGUCGGCAUCACCAGCACGCUUCAGUUCAUUGCCGGUAAUUCGGCCCAGUACAUGAAACCGGGCGAGAAUGAUCAGUCACCGCAGGCGGAUGCUGCGAACGGGCGCACCACCAGCACCAUCCCGGACAGCAACAACAACGAGCUGGAGGAUGACCGUACCGUAAGCAACAAGGAUAUCGACAGCUAUCUCAAGCAUUACAACCGUUGGCAGCAGUCGGCCUGGGGCCACACACUGUCCAAGCUGCUGAAGCGGUACGUCGGUUACGAGUUCGAUGCCGAAAUCAAGUGGAACAAUGUGCUCAUGAUCGGGGUCUUUCACGUGAUCGCCAUAUGGUCCUUUCUGCACUACGUCUGGCUGGCAACACCCGUCACCUAUCUCUGGGGUUUCUUCGUUGGUGGGUGUGCCGGGUUCGGGGUGACGGGUGGCGUACACCGACUAUGGUGCCACCGGUCGUACAAGGCCAAACUGCCGCUGCGCAUCAUCCUGAUGUGCUGCUACUCGAUCGCCGGCCAGAACACGAUCUAUGACUGGGUGCGGGAUCAUCGCAUCCAUCACAAGUACUCGGAAACGGACGGUGAUCCACACAACGCGAACCGGGGCUUCCUGUACGCGCACGUCGGCUGGCUGAUGCUACGCAAGCACCCGGAAUGCAUCAAGAAGGGCCGGCUGAUCGAUAUGUCCGAUAUCGUCAGCGAUCCGGUCGUGCAGUUCCAUCACAAGAACUUUGUGCUGAUGAAGCUGCUGUUCUGCUUCAUUCUACCCACGUUCAUACCGUGGUACUUCCUCGGCGAAACAUUCCUGAUGUCGUUCUUCAGCCAGUGUUUCGUCCGGUACGUGCUAAGUCUUAACUUUACCUGGCUGGUUAACAGUGCCGCCCAUCUGUACGGCAACCAUCCUUACGAUAAGCGCAUCAAUCCAGCGGAAAACCGUGUUGUUUCCGUGGUGGCAAUGGGUGAAGGAUGGCACAACUACCACCAUGUGUUCCCGUGGGACUACAAGGCAGCGGAGCUCGGCAACUACUCGGUGAAUGUGACCACCUUCUGGCUGGACCUGUUCUCCAAGAUUGGCUGGGCGUACGAUCUGAAGGAACCGUCCAAGGAUCUGGUACGAAGGACGAUCGAGAAGUACGGCGAUGGUACACACAUUACUGCCCGGAUCGGGCACAUGGAGGAGGUUCCUGCACCGUCAGACUCAUAG